AUGUACUGGCCGGUUGCCACCCCGCGCAUCUACGCAACCAGCAGCAGUCGCCAGGUAACGAUUACCGUCCAUGCCGUCAGCCACGACGGCCUCGACCUGCCAUCUCCCUCAGCCUCCAGCCAACGGCUGUCGCCCGGUCAUGGCUCUUUCAGUCCGGCGCUCGGCUCGACCGGGCCGUCUGGUCACGACGCUCUCGGCCUGCCUGUGGAGCCCAUGACCCCGGCCACACCGAUGACCCCGGCGAUCCAGUCUGUCGAGCAUGCUUUCCACCAUGACGGCCACGACGGCCUGUCACCACGACCGGCACCGCCUCUUUCUGUGCUGGGAAAGGAGCCUAUCUUGGCCCUGCAGCUGUCUCGGUCAGGCCAUCUCUUUGCCACAAUCACAGCCACCUCGAUGACGAUAUGGCAGACCAAGCCGACCGUUGUUCUGGCCGUUGUCGUGCGAUCCAACGUCUCGCUCGCGUCCUACGGCGACAAUGUCGACCUGCUGCUCCGGCCCGACUCGGCUAUUAUUGUGGUGUACACAAGCCGAGGCUUCCUGAUCACCUACUCGCUGGCCACAGAUGCGGUUUCCCAGGUGUACAAGCCGCAGUUCAGCAGCCACACGAAUGUGCAGCGUCGUCGACAGAGCCACGUCGGCGACCCGGGCCACGCGCGCCCCGACCAGAUUCUGUGGGGUCCCGGGGAGGGCGGCGGCGUGCACGAUAUCAGCGUGCGCUUCCGCAUGGUCAUCAAGGUGGAUGCCGGGAUCGAGAGCGCACUGGCACUGGACGACGAGCUGGUCGUGGCCACAACCAAACCGGCGGCCGUGCAGUGCAUCCGUUGGACGCCGGACAACACAGGCAGCCAGACGAGCACGGAGCUCCUCAGCCGCAUGGGCUGGUUGGACAAGAAGGUCACUGUCUGUGAGAUGACCCACGACAAGCCCAUGAGCCUAUCAACCUGGGUCACAAGCGACGGCAAGGCUUAUGCCGUGCAGCGGAAUACCGGCAGCCCGUCCGGUUCGCGUCCGGAGUCCAGCCCUGCUUCUUCCUCUGCCUCGAUCUCAUCUACCUCCUCCCAGAAGAAGCUUUUCCGAGGCUACUGCUUUCACACACCACAAACGGCCCAAGAGAAUGCCCGGCGUGCGGCUAUUAAUGCGCGCUUCUCGCUCGUGGCCGUUGGCUGCGUCGACGGCCACGUCCGCGUAUACUCGGCACGUGACUACGUGGGCAACAUCCCGCCAUCACAUACGCACCAGCCACCCGUAUCGGCGUCGACCACUGGCCGCCUCACGAAGCUGACCUACUCGCCCGACGGCCACUGCCUCUUUGCCGGCUACGAGAACGGCUGGGCCACCUGGAGCGUCUACGGCAAGCUGCUGGGCCACAGCUUCCAGGCCGAGCGCGACUUGGCCAGGGCCAACGGUGAGGAGUGGCUGGUGGGCGUGCAGGACGCCGCCUGGGUGGGCGGCUCAGGCGAGAUGCUGUUGCUGGGACGGCAGCACGAGGCCGUGUGGCUGCUGGAGAUGGCGCGCAGCGCAGCCGCUGGCUGCUAUGGUCCUGCGAACGUGUUUCGCACUGUAUUGCUGACUAACCAGAAUAUCAUGGUCUACCGCGGCUACGACCAGCCCGACAUGACGGCAAUCUCGGCGGCGCCGUCCCUGUGGCACACCGCGCGCAUCCCGUCGACAUACCUGCUGCAGCAGUGGCCGAUCCGGCAGGCCGUCGUGUCGGCCGACGGCCGCUACGUGGCGGUGGCAGGACGCCGCGGGCUGGCGCACUACAGCGUGGCCAGCGGCCGGUGGCGGGCGUUCGCGAGUGACGCCGGUGAGAACGAGUUUCAGGUGCGCGGCGGCAUGUGCUGGUACCAGAACGUGCUGGUGGUCGCAGUGGAGGCGAGCCGGGGGGUGUACGAGCUGCGGCUGUAUGCGCGCGAGUCUGCCCUAGACAGCGGCGCUUUUCACGUGGAGCCGAUGCCGGCAGCCGUCGUGCUGGUGACUCCGUCGGGCGAGGACUCUCUGCUAGUGUACACGCACGACAACCUGCUGCACCACUUUAUCUUUGCCAGCGGUGGCGGUGGCGGCAGCACCAGCGGCAUCCGGCUGGUGCAGGUCGGCCAGAUCGGCUUCCACGGCAUCGUGCGCAGUCCUGCACGAGUGCGCGGCCUGAGCUGGGUGCUGCCGGACAGUCAACUGCUGGACGGUGACCCGUCACAGGACGUGGCCGUGGCAUCCGUGUUGGUGCUGGUGGACGGCAAGCUGGUGCUGUUUCGACCGUCCAUCAACGACGAGGGCCAGCUCAAGUACGACAUGCGCAUCCUGGCCCAGAGCGUCGAGUACUAUGUGUGCAUGAAGGAUCAGCCGUCCAUGGAGGACGGUGCUGGUGCUGGUGCCGGCGAUGAGGACGCUGCUUUUAUGCGCAAAUCGCUGUGGCUCUGUGACGGUGGCGAGCUCAAGGUCUGGCCGGACACGCAGGUCGUUCUAGAUGCAGUGGUGUCCGGAGGCGAAAUUCCGCCGCCUGUCACCAUCGCCGUCGACUUCUAUCCGCUGUCGGUACUGCUGUCUAAAGGCCUUGUGCUGGGCGUCGAGCCCGAUCUGGUGCAGCGUCGAGACGUCGGCUUUUCAUAUUUCCGAUUCGCCAUCAGAACCAACCUUUUCCUGCCCGAUGUUCUCCGCUCCUACCUAGCCGGCAACCGUGGCUCGGCAGCCCUGCAGCUCGCCCGACGGUACCAGCAUCUAGUGUACUUUGCACAUGCGCUUGAGAUUCUGCUGCACCAGGUGCUGGACGAAGAAGUUGACGCCGCCCCGCCGCCCGCACCAGACGCCGCCGUACUGCCGCGGGUGCUGUCGCUGCUGUCGAGCUUCCGCGCCUACCUAGACAUUGUGGUGCAGUGCACCCGCAAGACCGAAGUGCGAUCGUGGCGCACGUUGUUUGCAUACCUGCCGCCACCACAGGAGCUAUUCGAGGAAUCGCUGCUGCGCGGCAGCCUGAAGACUGCCGGUGGCUACCUGCUCGUUCUUCACACCUUUGACGAGCUGGCCACGGCCAGCGAACAGGGCAUCCGCCUCCUGCGUCGUGCCAUGCGCGAGGGCGACUGGGAGCUGUGCCGCGAGCUGGCACGUUUCCUAGCCGCCAUGGACGACAGCGGCCAGACGCUGCGGGAGGCCUUGGCACAGGCGCGUCAGGCGGACGGCGAAGAGAGAGGCUCGGGUUCUGCUGCUGGCGGUGAUUACAAUGAUGGCGGGCCGACAAUGCAGCUGGCAAUCCCGCACCGUAACGGGGGCCACGCGAGUCCAUCCGAGUCAGAUGUGCAGUCGGCUAGCGACGAUGGCAAUAGCAGUGGCAGCAGCAUCAUUAGCAUCAGCCCGGGGGCAGCCGACAGUCGUUAG
Molecule: messenger RNA, 3372 nt
Organism: Grosmannia clavigera kw1407
Lineage: Eukaryota; Fungi; Ascomycota; Sordariomycetes; Ophiostomatales; Ophiostomataceae
Product: duf1339 domain containing protein
Exons: 3
Coding region: 1-3372 (1123 amino acids)
Biological process (GO): intracellular protein transport; retrograde transport, endosome to Golgi
Cellular component (GO): cytosol; Ric1-Rgp1 guanyl-nucleotide exchange factor complex; Golgi membrane
Molecular function (GO): protein binding
Source: RefSeq, a predicted model, not a curated record